Messenger RNA from Phodopus roborovskii (desert hamster), 6077 nucleotides. It is a transcript of the gene Madd, whose product is annotated as MAP kinase activating death domain. The transcript has 36 exons. Lineage: Eukaryota; Metazoa; Chordata; Mammalia; Rodentia; Cricetidae. Gene Ontology annotation, molecular function: guanyl-nucleotide exchange factor activity. The record is from RefSeq and is a predicted model, not a curated record. Gene Ontology annotation, biological process: regulation of apoptotic process; regulation of Rab protein signal transduction. Gene Ontology annotation, cellular component: cytosol. Bases 250 to 5184 code for a protein of 1644 amino acids.
CCCUCAGCCUUCCCCUCCCGCAUCAAGUCGGAGUGGUACGCGCUCCCCGGUGCAGACGCGGAACUGGCGCCCGCUCGCCCGCCGCGGCGCCGGGCUCGGAAGCGAAGAGCGCUCCGCGGUCGGGAGACGUCAGGCGGGCCUGGCAGGUUCCUGUGAGCUGGGGAGAUUAUAUCAGAAUUCCUCCUGGGAACGCCGACCUCUUGUUCAGUGCCCCGAAGUUUCUCUGCGAUGAACUGAUAAAUUGGAACCAUGGUGCAAAAGAAGCUCUGCCCUCGGUUACUUGACUAUUUAGUGAUCGUAGGGGCAAGGCACCCAAGCAGUGACAGUGUGGCUCAGACUCCUGAAUUGCUGCGGCGGUACCCUCUAGAGGACCACCCUGAGUUUCCCCUGCCCCCAGACGUGGUGUUCUUCUGCCAGCCAGAGGGAUGUCUGAGUGUGCGGCAGCGGCGCAUGAGCCUUCGAGAUGAUACCUCUUUUGUCUUCACCCUAACCGACAAGGACACGGGAGUCACCCGUUAUGGCAUCUGUGUUAACUUCUACCGUUCCUUCCAAAAGCGAAUGCCGAAGGAAAAGGUGGAAGGCGGAGCAGGACCCCGUGGGAAGGAAGGAACUCAUGUCACCUGUGCCUCAGAAGAGGUUGGCACUGAGAGCUCAGAGAGCGGCCCCACCUUGCAGCCUCCUAGUGCUGACUCCACUCCUGACAUGAACCAGUCUCCUCGGGGCAAACGCCAUGCAAAGGCAGGCAGCCGCUCCCGCAACAGUACCCUAACAUCCCUGUGUGUGCUCAGCCACUAUCCUUUCUUCUCUACCUUCAGAGAGUGUCUGUAUACUCUCAAACGUCUGGUAGACUGCUGCAGUGAACGGCUGUUAGGCAAGAAACUGGGCAUCCCACGAGGUGUACAAAGGGACACUAUGUGGCGGAUCUUUACUGGAUCACUGCUAGUGGAGGAGAAGUCAAGUGCCCUUCUGCAUGACCUUCGAGAGAUUGAGGCCUGGAUCUACCGGUUGCUACGCUCCCCAGUACCUGUCUCUGGGCAGAAGCGAGUGGACAUUGAGGUCCUACCCCAGGAACUCCAGCCAGCUCUGACGUUUGCUCUUCCAGACCCCUCUCGAUUCACCCUGGUAGAUUUCCCACUUCACCUCCCCUUGGAACUUCUGGGUGUGGAUGCUUGUCUUCAGGUGCUCACCUGCAUCCUGUUGGAGCACAAGGUGGUGCUACAGUCUCGAGACUACAAUGCACUCUCCAUGUCUGUGAUGGCGUUUGUGGCAAUGAUCUACCCCCUGGAGUACAUGUUUCCUGUCAUCCCACUGCUCCCCACAUGCAUGGCAUCGGCAGAGCAGCUACUCUUGGCUCCAACCCCAUACAUCAUUGGAGUUCCUGCCAGCUUUUUCCUCUACAAGCUAGACUUCAAAAUGCCUGAUGAUGUGUGGCUAGUGGAUUUGGACAGCAAUAGGGUGAUUGCUCCCACCAAUGCAGAAGUGCUACCUAUCCUGCCAGAACCAGAGUCAUUAGAGCUGAAAAAGCACUUGAAGCAGGCCCUAGCCAGCAUGAGUCUCAACACCCAGCCCAUUCUUAAUCUGGAGAAAUUCCAUGAGGGCCAGGAGAUCCCCCUUCUCUUGGGAAGGCCUUCUAACGACCUUCAGUCCACACCUUCCACUGAAUUCAAUCCACUCAUUUAUGGCAAUGAUGUAGAUUCAGUCGACGUUGCCACCAGAGUGGCCAUGGUUCGUUUCUUCAACUCUGCUAACGUGCUGCAGGGCUUUCAGAUGCACACACGUACCCUGCGACUCUUCCCCCGACCUGUGGUAGCUUUCCAAGCUGGCUCCUUUCUGGCCUCACGUCCCCGGCAGACCCCUUUUGCUGAGAAACUGGCCAGGACUCAAGCUGUGGAGUACUUUGGAGAAUGGAUCCUGAACCCUUCUAACUAUGCCUUCCAACGAAUUCACAACAAUAUGUUUGAUCCAGCCCUUAUUGGUGACAAGCCUAAGUGGUAUGCUCACCAGCUGCAGCCCAUCCAUUAUCGAGUCUACGACGGCAAUUCUCAGCUGGCUGAGGCCUUGAGUGUGCCACCAGAGCGUGAUUCUGAUUCUGACCCCACUGAUGACAGUGGCAGUGAUAGUAUGGGUUAUGAUGACUCAAGCUCUUCCUACUCCUCCCUUGGGGACUUUGUCAGUGAAAUGAUGAAAUGCGACAUCAAUGGUGAUACUCCCAAUGUGGACCCUCUGACGCAUGCAGCCCUGGGAGAUGCCAGUGAAGUGGAGAUUGAUGAGCUUCAGACGCGGAAGGAGGGCGAGGAUCCUGGCCCAGACAGUGCCACCUCUCAGGGAAAUCCCCCGCUCCGCUCGAGCUGCGGCACUGCUGCUAGCAGCAGCCCUGGCACUGUCGCCCACGGUGCCCACUCUGAACACGCUGAUUCUACAGAGAUGGAUGAUAAGGUGGCAGCAGGCAGCUCCAAGCCCCUCACUCCUGUGCCUCUGGGCAUUUGCAAAUCUACUGUGGACAGGAGACAGACAGAGACUGGAGAGGGGUCAGUGUACCAGCGAACGAAUGACAAUCCAUACUUCGAGCCCCAAUAUGGCUUUCCCCCUGAGGAAGAUGAUGAUGAGCAGGGGGAAAGCUAUACUCCCCGAUUCAGCCAACAUGUCAGUGGCAAUGGGGCUCAAAAGCUGCUGCGGCCCAACAGCUUGAAACUGGCAAGUGACUCAGAUGCAGAGUCAGACUCCAGAGCAAGCUCUCCCAACUCCACUGUCUCUAACAACAGCACCGAGGGCUUCGGGGGCAUCAUGUCUUUUGCCAGCAGCCUGUAUCGCAACCAUAGUACAAGCUUCAGUCUUUCAAACCUCACACUGCCCACCAAAGGUGCCCGAGAGAAGACUACACCAUUCCCCAGCCUGAAAGUAUUUGGGCUAAAUACUCUAAUGGAGAUUGUUACUGAAGCCGGCCCUGGGAGUGGUGAAGGAAACAGGAGGGCCUUGGUGGACCAGAAGUCAUCUGUCAUUAAACACAGCCCAACCGUGAAAAGAGAACCUCCAUCACCACAGGGCCGGUCCAGCAAUUCUAGCGAGAACCAGCAGUUCCUGAAGGAAGUGGUACACAGUGUGCUGGAUGGCCAGGGAGUAGGCUGGCUCAAUAUGAAAAAGGUGCGCCGGCUGCUGGAGAGUGAGCAGCUCCGAGUCUUUGUGCUGAGCAAGCUGAACCGAGCAGUACAAUCAGAGGACGAUGCCCGGCAGGAUAUCAUCCAAGAUGUGGAGAUCAGUCGGAAGGUGUACAAGGGAAUGCUAGACCUCCUCAAGUGCACGGUUCUUAGUCUUGAGCAGUCCUAUGCCCACGCAGGUCUGGGUGGCAUGGCCAGCAUCUUUGGGCUUUUGGAGAUUGCCCAGACCCACUACUAUAGUAAAGAACCAGACAAACGGAAGAGAAGUCCAACAGAAAAUGUAAAUACCCCUGUUGGCAAAGACCCUGGUCUGGCUGGGCGGGGGGACCCAAAGGCUAUGACACAGCUAAGGGUCCCUCAGCUGGGUCCUCGGGCACCAAGUGCUACAGGAAAGGGUCCUAAAGAACUGGAUACCAGAAGUUUAAAGGAAGAGAAUUUUGUAGCAUCUGUUGAAUUGUGGAACAAGCACCAGGAAGUGAAAAAGCAAAAGGCUUUGGAGAAACAGAGACCGGAGGUAAUCAAGCCUGCCUUUGACCUUGGCGAGACAGAGGAGAAAAAGUCCCAGAUCAGCGCAGACAGUGGUGUGAGCCUGACAUCUGCUUCCCAGAGGACAGAUCAAGACUCUGUCAUCAGUGUGAGUCCAGCUGUUAUGAUCCGGAGCUCAAGUCAGGACUCUGAAGUUAGCACUGUGGUGAGUAAUAGUUCUGGAGAGACCCUUGGAGCAGAUAGCGACCUGAGCAGCAAUGCAGGUGAUGGGCCAGGAGGAGAAGGCAGUGCCCACUUGACAAGUUCUCGGGCUACACUGUCUGACAGUGAAAUUGAAACCAAUUCUGCCACAAGCACCAUCUUUGGUAAAGCCCAUAGCUUGAAGCCAAAGGAGAAGCUGGCUGGCAGUCCAGUUCGCUCUUCCGAAGAUGUAAGCCAGCGAGUGUAUCUCUAUGAGGGACUACUAGGAAGGGACAAAGGAUCAAUGUGGGACCAGUUAGAGGAUGCUGCUAUGGAGACCUUUUCUAUAAGCAAAGAGCGUUCUACUUUAUGGGACCAAAUGCAGUUCUGGGAAGAUGCAUUCUUAGAUGCUGUGAUGUUGGAAAGAGAAGGGAUGGGUAUGGACCAGGGCCCUCAGGAAAUGAUUGACAGGUACCUGUCCCUAGGAGAACAUGACCGGAAGCGCCUGGAGGAUGAUGAAGAUCGUUUACUGGCCACACUUUUACACAACCUCAUAUCCUAUAUGCUACUGAUGAAGGUGAACAAGAAUGACAUCAGGAAGAAAGUACGGCGCCUGAUGGGAAAGUCCCACAUUGGCCUUGUAUACAGCCAGCAAAUCAAUGAGGUGCUUGAUCAGCUGACCAGUCUGAGUGGACGUGAUCUCGCCAUCCGGUCCAGCGGCAGCCGGCACAUGAAGAAACAGACGUUUGUGGUACAUGCAGGGACAGACACAAAUGGAGACAUCUUUUUUAUGGAAGUGUGUGAUGACUGUGUGGUGUUACGCAGUAACAUCGGGACAGUGUAUGAGCGCUGGUGGUAUGAGAAGCUCAUCAACAUGACCUACUGUCCCAAGACCAAGGUCCUGUGUCUGUGGCGUAGGAAUGGCUCCGAGACCCAGCUCAACAAGUUCUAUACUAAGAAGUGUCGGGAGCUGUACUACUGCGUGAAGGACAGCAUGGAGCGUGCAGCUGCCCGGCAACAAAGCAUCAAACCUGGGCCUGAACUAGGUGGUGAGUUCCCUGUGCAGGACAUGAAGACUGGAGAGGGUGGCUUGCUUCAAGUCACCCUGGAAGGGAUCAAUCUCAAGUUCAUGCACAACCAGGUUUUCAUAGAGCUGAAUCACAUAAAAAAGUGCAAUACAGUUCGAGGCGUCUUUGUCCUGGAAGAAUUUGUUCCUGAAAUUAAAGAAGUGGUGAGCCACAAGUACAAGACACCAAUGGCCCACGAGAUCUGCUACUCGGUGUUGUGUCUCUUCUCGUAUGUGGCUGCCGUUCGUAGCAGUGAAGAAGACCUCCGAACCCCACCUCGGCCUGUCUCUAGCUGAUAGAGAAGGGUACACAGCUGGCCCAGCCCAGGGGUCACCCCUCACCUCUCGCUGCUCUCCUGCGCCAAAGCUGCCGUGACAGAGAAGGGGAUGGUGUGUGUAUGUUCUCUGCAAGCUCCUUCCUAUGGUUUAGGUGGUUUUGUUUUAUGCCUGAAUGUGUCUUUGUGUCUGUCUGUCACGGGGCUAAGCUAGUCCCAUUACCUUCUCUUCCUCUAAUACCAGACAAGCCUCCUAUCCCCUCAGGGCUCCAGAGAGUGUGUGUGUGUCUGUGGGGCCACUGUGAGCCCACCAUUGAGUGUCCUUGAGCUGUUUGUACUGUGGUCCUAUGUCAUUGUCCUUAUACCCUCCAGUUUAGGGCUCUUCUCUCCAUCCUCUGACCUGGCGCUAUACCUGGGAUACCUGGGACAGUUCCACUCUGGGAAGUGAGAGAUAAUUGGGGCCAGCCUUCCUGGCUGAGGAUUGGGCAGGAGAAGGAUUCAAGGGAAGCUGGAGUAAAUGGUAACCCUUCCUGCUUCCUCACACAAUUGAUAAACUGGCUGCAGGUCAUGCUGCUGCCUGGCCCAACUCCAUCAGUGAAAUAGUGCUCCUGAGCGGCUGCCAUGUGCUGAGUUGGGAUUUUUACAGUGAUCUUCCUGGCCUUUGUCAUAAGGUGACAGAGGGGUGAGGGUGAUGGCCUUCCAGCGACCAGCAGAUACUCUGCCUAAGAGCCAGGGAAGGGUGGGUCAGAGCCAAGUUGAGUCCAGCAUGCAUGCCUAUCUUCAGGCAGUGUCUCCUGGCUUCAGUGCCAGAAGGAAGAUAUGGACUGGACAGGAAAUGAAUGUAAAUAUUUCAGCUCUGCAUUAUUUAUAGACAGCGUACAGCUGUGUGAUGUGAAAUAAAUGUCCUUAACUCCA